Tribolium madens (black flour beetle) is the source of this 1716-nucleotide messenger RNA. It is a transcript of the gene Lnpk, whose product is annotated as endoplasmic reticulum junction formation protein lunapark-B. Gene Ontology annotation, biological process: endoplasmic reticulum tubular network organization. NCBI's taxonomy places the organism in Eukaryota, Metazoa, Arthropoda, Insecta, Coleoptera, Tenebrionidae. The record is from RefSeq and is a predicted model, not a curated record. Gene Ontology annotation, cellular component: endoplasmic reticulum tubular network. The transcript is spliced from 6 exons. Bases 240 to 1430 code for a protein of 396 amino acids.
GUCCUGGACACGUUUCAAAAUCAGUACAAAUCUGUGAAUAUGACAGCGAGCAACUUCCCGAUAGUCAGUAAAAAUUCUAGUUUUUUCCAACUAGCUUUAAAAAUGUUGUAAUUAAUUUGUACAAUAAUCAGUUCGGGUUAAGUCGACACCGAAAACUGACUCCAGCUGCUAUCAAUGUUAUAAUUGAUACAAAUUGUAGUAUUUCAUUCUUAUUUAUUUAUUUAUCAGGAGUUACAAAAAUGGGUAUUAUUAUUACAAAAUUUAGAAAAAAGAAAACUACCUAUGAGGUGCUCGAAAAACUCGAGAAGGAAAUCCAAUCCAUAGAGGAGUUUCGCAGAAGCACUGAACAAACCCAAAAGAAAAUGGUUGGACGUUUCAUUUUUAUCUCAAUUUGUGUGUAUUGUGUCACAGCUUUAAUAUUCUACUUUUAUUUCUUCCCAGCGUCGGCCUACGAAAGAAUUGUUUACAUAAUACCACUAAUUAUACUACCAAUGUUACUGAUUCUAAUAAAACGGACUUUGUCAUGGUAUUACAACAGGAAGAUUAGAAAAAACCAAAAGAAAUUAUGUACUUUGAAAAACGAGAAAAAGAAAAUUCUGGAGGAAGUUAUGGACAAGGAAACAUACAAAGUUGCCAAAACUAUUUUAGAAAAAUUUGCGCCAGAGCAAGUUAAGAAAAAUCCAGCUUUCGAGAACCAAAGCACGCCUGUGAAAAGUGGACCUUUGGCGACCUUCACGCCAACAAGUCAAAGUCAUACAGGUUUGCGGUAUCGAGGUCAGUUCUCAGCAGCCCCCAAUCGCACUUUCGGCCCUAUGGCGACCCCCAUCUCGAGGCAAUCCUUGCUGCCUUCAAGUACUCCUUCGUUGCUCUCACUACCUUCUUCUCAGUCACAAAGCAUUAUAUCAAGCGUAGGUCGUCCUCCUAUCCCUAGCACCCCUUUGCCAUUGCCAAGGGCUAUCCUGCCUAGGGAACGUACAGUUCUGGAUAGAAUGGUGGACUAUCUUGUCGGAGAUGGUCCUUCCAACAGAUUUGCAUUGAUUUGUAAAAAUUGUUCUAGUCAUAAUGGUAUGGCUCUCAAAGAAGAAUUUGAUUAUUUGUCGUUUCGUUGCUGUUAUUGUUUGACGUUUAAUCCGGCCCGCAAAAAACGCCCUAUUGCUCCAAAAUUAGACAACAGACUGUCGAUUAAACAGAAGAGAUCUGACAUAUCAGAUUCGGCGAGUGAUUCGGAUUCGGACACUGCGGGGCCAAUUAUAACCGAACCGCCGAAUGAUCCCACUGUAAAUAACGUGUCCGACUCGGAAAAACUUUCAGAUUUGGAAAUUAAAAAUUCGAACACCGAAUCGGCAGCGAUGGAAGUGGAUCCAGUUACACCAACCAGUGAAAAAAGUAAAAUUGAAGAAGUUGAAGAUGAUACUAAAAAACAAGACUGACACAUAUUUCAAAUAAAAAUUCUUGUAUGUACGAUUUGUAAAAAAAUGGAAAUCAUGUUCACUCGAUUGCUGGAUUUUUUUUGUAGUAUAUUUACGACUUAUUUAUUGCUUUGUAUAAAAAAGAGUGAUUUCCGUGUAAAUAGUUUUGCUUUUUCUGGUUACUCGAUUUUUGACAUAUUAUUCUACGCAGAAUGUAUAACAGGUUUCGGAUCGUGAUUAUGGAGUGUUUUGAUUUACAAUAGGUGCCUUUCUGCAUUUUAUAAUAAAGCAUGUAAUUUUCAAACUA